Saccharomyces cerevisiae S288C is the source of this 432-nucleotide messenger RNA. It is a transcript of the gene DSS4, whose product is annotated as guanine nucleotide exchange factor DSS4. Gene Ontology annotation, biological process: small GTPase-mediated signal transduction. The record is from RefSeq and is marked reviewed. The transcript has a single exon. NCBI's taxonomy places the organism in Eukaryota, Fungi, Ascomycota, Saccharomycetes, Saccharomycetales, Saccharomycetaceae. Bases 1 to 432 code for a protein of 143 amino acids. Gene Ontology annotation, molecular function: guanyl-nucleotide exchange factor activity.
AUGAGCAAGGCUACGUGUUCCUUUGAGGGCUGUCAUAGUGCAGUUAUUACCAUCAACGAUGAUAACAUAAUAAACUUACCAGAGCAGGUGCACAGCGAAUUCAAGUUGCUGGAAAACAGAACUAUGCGAGAUGCUACCCCCAGCGAGAGCAACUUCUUGGUCGUCCCUGAUGUUUGGGACUUUGAUAAUGUUGGUGUAUCUAGAGAAAUUCCUUCUUCUAUAUUAGGGGAUUUGAGUGAUAAGAGUGAUUUUGUCUUUGAGUAUGGUAAUUCCAGCUGGAAGAUUAAAAAGUGCUUGAAAUAUUUGAUAUGCGCUGAUUGUGAUAAAGGUCCUAUUGGAAUAAUAUGUAAGGUGCAAGAUCAGACAAAGAAUGAAGAAAGAGUUUUGCAUCUACUAAGCUUGCGAAGCCUUCAAAUUAUGGGAAGGAAUUAG